Lolium rigidum is the source of this 2672-nucleotide messenger RNA. RefSeq names its product kinesin-like protein KIN-14F. Lineage: Eukaryota; Viridiplantae; Streptophyta; Magnoliopsida; Poales; Poaceae. Bases 101 to 2395 code for a protein of 764 amino acids. Gene Ontology annotation, biological process: microtubule-based movement. The record is from RefSeq and is a predicted model, not a curated record. Gene Ontology annotation, molecular function: microtubule binding; ATP binding; microtubule motor activity. The transcript is spliced from 16 exons.
GGGCACCGGGCUCUGGAAAUUUGGGGGGAACCUCAAACCAUCGGCCUCUGGCAAGUCCCUGGUGAGGAAGAACUCGGAGCCGUUCCGGAGGUGCCAAUCGAUGAGCGAGGGGGAACCGCCCUACGAGGAGGCGGGAUUCAGUGGCGAUGCCCAUCUCGAUCAUGGUGACAUGUCGAGGUCACGUCCGCUGAAAAUGCUGGUCAGCGCGGUUCUGUCCGACAAGAGGCCAGAUGAAGUUCCGCAGCUCUUAGAGUCCAUGCUGACCAAACUCGUCGAUGAAUUCGAGAAUCGCUUGACUACUCAAAAUGAUUUGGUGAAAGCGGCUCUGAAAAAUACUACGGACAGCACUAAAUCCUUCUCGAAAUCCAAAGUUCUGGUCGAGGCCACCCCUAAGUUUAGUGGGAGAAAGAUGGAUACAUCAGAUAUUUACUCCAAGCAUAAACAAACAAAAAAGGGAACAUCAGUUGAAGUGACACUGAAGCAACAUUCAAUUGUCCAACAGCAGUCAAAGCAUGUCGAGGAACUUAAGGCUGAUCUUCAAACAACAAAAGCGGGUAUGGAGUUUAUACAAAUGAAGUACUCUGAGGACCUCAACUUAUUAGGAAGGCAUCUGUUUAGUCUAGCACAUGCUGCCUCAGGUUACCACAAAGUUCUUGAAGAAAACAGAAAGCUGUACAAUCAGGUGCAAGAUCUUAAAGGUAGUAUCAGGGUAUAUUGUAGGAUAAGACCCUUUUUACCUGGACAAGUCAGUUCAUCCACUGUGGGCUGCAUUGAUGAUGGAAAUAUUACCAUUAUUACUCCUUCCAAAUCUGGAAAGGAAGGCCGGAAGUCAUUUAGCUUCAAUAAGGUUUUCGGACCAUCUUCAACUCAAGAUGAGGUGUUCUUAGAUACUCAGCCCCUCAUUCGCUCUGUUCUUGAUGGGUACAAUGUUUGUAUCUUUGCAUAUGGCCAAACAGGAUCAGGCAAGACAUUCACAAUGAGUGGGCCCAAGAACAUUACUGAGCAAACCCAGGGUGUAAACUAUCGGGCACUUGGUGAUCUAUUUACCCUUGCUGACAAAAGGAAAGGAACCUUUGUCUAUGAUAUUGCUGUGCAAAUGAUCGAGAUUUACAAUGAACAAGUCAGGGAUCUCCUCUCUAAUGAUGGUCUCAACAAAAGAUUAGAGAUUCGGAAUAAUUCUCAGAAUGGCAUUAAUGUUCCGGACGCAAGCCUUGUCCGUGUGGCAUCGACAAUAGACGUAAUAGAACUGAUGAAUAUUGGGCACAAGAAUCGUGCUGUCGGUGCCACUGCAUUAAACGACCGGAGUAGUCGUUCUCACAGUUGUUUAACUGUUCAUGUUCAAGGAAAAGAUUUGACAUCUGGCAACAUCAUCCGCGGCUGCAUGCAUUUAGUUGAUCUUGCAGGCAGCGAGCGGGUUGACAAGUCAGAGGUCAUCGGAGAAAGGUUAAAAGAAGCACAGCAUAUUAACAAAUCAUUGUCAGCCUUAGGGGAUGUAAUUGCUUCACUUGCCCAGAAGAACGCACACGUACCUUACAGGAAUAGUAAAUUGACACAACUCCUCCAAGAUUCUCUUGGAGGUCAGGCCAAAACAUUGAUGUUUGUUCAUAUAAGCCCGGAAAGUGAUGCUGUAGGAGAAACUAUAAGCACGUUGAAGUUUGCUGAGCGCGUUUCUACUGUUGAGCUUGGUGCUGCUCGACUUAAUAAAGAAUCCGGAGAAGUUAAAGAGCUCAAGGAGCAGAUUUCUCGACUCAAAACAGCAUUAUCAAUGAAAGAUUCAGGAUUGGAGCAAAACUUUACUCGCCACUCUGAGGCUAGACCCAAUCCUGCAUUGAGACAAAAGAAACCAAGCUUUGAUCUUCAGGAUUUAUUACCAUCAAAUGAUUCACCUUCAUGGCCAGAUAGCAAUUCAAGGUUGAAUUUUCAGAUGGGAGAAGAAAGGGAAACAGUUUGCGGGGACUGGGUAGAUAAGGUUGUGGUGAACAACAAUCACUCUCUUGGUGAUUGGCAAGGAGACAAUGCUGCUUUACCUGACUUCUUUUACCAAAGAUACCAUUCAGGUUUGAGAGAUGAGCAGCAAAGACCUCGUUUUUGCUCGACAAAUACCGAUGAUUCCGAUGACAUUGAUGUUGCAACAAGUGAUUCCUCAGAAUCAGAUGCACUAUGGCAGUUCAAUGUUCAAAGCAUGAAUACUCCGGUUAUUCAAAACGGGUCAAAGAUCAAGAAACCACAGACGAAGAUAAGAGAUACCUCGGACACAAGGACACCAAUUCAUUCUCAAAUACCAUCAGCAUCGAGAAAAGCUUCAAACGGACAAAACAGAUCGGGAAGGCAACCUUUAAGUGCUAACGAUAGCAGAAGGCUUUCAUCAAACGGUAGACACUCUGGUACGAAGUAGGGACUGCUAAAAUGAUCGUGUGCAUUCUUUUUCUUGGUUUUCUCUCAGUGUUUGUCACAAGGCGUUGUGAGGUUGUUCUCAAGUACAACAAUGAGUGACAAUAAGUCCAAUUGAUUGUGUCAGUGUGGUGAGUUGUGAUCUCAGCAGCUGGUGAGUGAGGCCAUUAGCCUUUUUUUAUUGGCCUGUCAGGCUAUGUUGAGUUUUUGGCAAUUCUUUGUGUCAUGUCCAUAAUAUAUAGUAUGAUAUAAUGAAAAGAAAGGAAACGUGUUCAUCAAAA